This is a messenger RNA of Penicillium cataractarum, 1080 nucleotides long. RefSeq lists its product as uncharacterized. Lineage: Eukaryota; Fungi; Ascomycota; Eurotiomycetes; Eurotiales; Aspergillaceae. The transcript has 4 exons. The record is from RefSeq and is a predicted model, not a curated record. The coding region runs from base 1 to 1080 and encodes 359 amino acids.
AUGGUUGAUACUCACCAACAAAAUAUUGCGCUGGGGAUCGUGGUCGCGUUCCCCAUUCUGGGUGGACUGUCCGUCCUCUUAAGGCUCUGGAGUCGUCAAUUAUCACGAUCGGCACUCACCAGCGAUGACUAUCUAAUCACGGCAGGAUAUUGGAACUAUGCCAACCAGCUCCUCUACAAUCCUACCUUGACGGUCAUCAAGUUGUCUAUCCUGGUAUUCUUGCGCAGACUGGAAUCUCGGUCGCGCGUCGUCAAUGUCUUGAUUUGGGGCGCCAUGGCUUUCGUCAUUGGCCUCUUCCUCGCCGUACUGUUUGUUGAUAUUUUCCAAUGCCGUCCUGUCGCCUACGUCUACGAUACCUCGAUCCCAGGUGGCCAAUGCAUUGACCAAGGCGGUUUCUAUGUCUCGACCGCCGCACUCAACCUCUUCACCGACUGCGUCGUGCUCUCAAUUCCCAUCAUAAUCACCUGGGGCUUGCAGAUGCCCCUGCGACGCAAGAUCGCCGUGUGCAUCAUCCUGUGCCUUGGUGGAGUUGCAACCGCCAUCGGUGUCUGGCGUAUCGUCAUCCUUGCGCAAGGCUUCCUCACCCACGCCCCGAACCCCGACCCAACCUACUCCAUUGGCUUCUGCAGUUCCGCCAUCGAAGUAAACGUCGCCGUGGUUACUGCCUGCGGCCCUUCCAUGAAGGCCAUCGCCAGCCGAUACCUACCCCGUCUCCUCGGCACCUCCCGCGGCGAAACCUCUGGUUACGGCGCCGGCACCAGUGGCUCGCGCGGACGAUUCCCCGGAUCAAAGCUGUUCGCGACAAACAAGUCGCAGCUGCACUCUCACGCAGACGAUGGAUACGAGAUGGCGGACCCGAAUGGUGGACAUACCGUGGAUAUCGGCCACGGGAAUGGUCGCUUCGACAUGCGCAAGUAUCGCCGUGGCGGAGACAGUCCGAGUAUCAGCAGUGGCAGCGAGGAUGGUGUUGCUGGUAUUGUCAAGACCACCGAUGUGUCUGUCAAGUAUACCGUUGGUGAAGUGACUCCCGAUGAUCGGUCGCGGGAUGGCAAGCAUGCCAGCGUGGACAGUCUGGUGUAG